Messenger RNA from Mizuhopecten yessoensis (Yesso scallop), 1826 nucleotides. RefSeq names its product neuronal calcium sensor 1-like. Gene Ontology annotation, molecular function: calcium ion binding; calcium sensitive guanylate cyclase activator activity. The coding region runs from base 388 to 972 and encodes 194 amino acids. The record is from RefSeq and is a predicted model, not a curated record. Lineage: Eukaryota; Metazoa; Mollusca; Bivalvia; Pectinida; Pectinidae. The transcript has 8 exons.
CAAUAUAUGUACGUGUAAGAGCUCGUGUGGCCCUAAUCGCACCUCUUGGCGCGCUCCCAGAUGCAAAGCCACAGCACUAUGUCCUGAACAUACAUCGUCUGCUCUUUACCCCAGCCCUCUCGAUCGCUGUGUGUGCGCCAUCAUUUUGUGGAAGUAAGAAGUGUAGAGAUCGGGUUUCUCCAAGCCUCGUUAUUUUGGGAGCAUCCACGCUCUGUACCGUUACUAUGUAGCAACAAUCAUCAUUGGAAAUUUAUAUUUCGUUAACAAGAAAACUUCUAGGAUCCUUAGAAGCAGACGACACACAAUUUUGACAACGGAAUUAGUUUGGACGACGACUUGUGUUUUUCCCCCAGGAUUUUGGAAUGGUGACAUUUAACCGUCCCAGUCAUGGGGAAAAGGAAUAGUAAGCUGAAACAGGAGGAGGUAGUGGAACUGAGGAAGCGAACUUAUUUUACCGAAGAGGAAAUUCAACAAUGGUACAAAGGGUUCAUGAAAGACUGUCCAGAUGGCAAGCUAACAUUAGAUGGUUUUACAAAAAUUUACAAGCAGUUUUUUCCAUUCGGUGAUCCAAGCAAAUUUGCAUCUUUUGUAUUUAAUGUCUUUGAUGAAAACAGGGAUGGGUUUAUAGAAUUCCAGGAGUUUCUCCAAGCGUUGUCGGUGACUUCACGAGGGAGUGUACAAGAAAAGUUACAAUGGGCUUUUAAGUUGUAUGACCUUGACAGUGAUGGUUUCAUCACACGUGAAGAACUACUGGAUAUAGUGGAUGCAAUAUAUAAAAUGGUGGGAAAUUCUGUCAAACUUCCAGAGGAGGAGAAUACACCCGAAAAACGAGUCAAUAAGAUAUUUGAAAUAAUGGAUAAGAACAAGGAUGAUAAACUUUCGUUUGAUGAGUUUCUUGAUGGUUCCAAGAAGGACCCUACCAUUAUACAAGCACUGACAUUGUAUGACACAACCAGUCAACAACCAGGAUGAAAGAAGUGGGAGGGGCUUAGGAUGUGUAUUUUUAUGUUGCAAUGAGAUCACCUUGGAGACCAAAAUGAUUGACACAUACCGCCUUUUAAAAUACCCACCAUGCCCAUGUUGAGAAUAUUUCUGAAAAGUUGUGAUAUUUUUUAUUUGAACUAUUUAUUUCCUGUAUUGUUUUAUUUAUUUCAUCUGCCUUGGUUUGGAAAACACUUCACUAUUUAGUGUUUUUCUUUUGUUUAAUGUGUAGGGUAGCAUAAAUCCUCAACUUGAACACAAAUUAAAGUUAUAAUGUGUAAGGUAGCAUAUAACCUUAACUGUAACACAAAUUCAUUUCAAAUGUGAGGUAGAAUAUCUCCUUAAAUAAUUAACUCUUACACCAACUGUAGUUAUAAUGUGCGAGAGUGCAUACCUCUUUACCUCAAAAAACAAACAUGGGUUAAGGCGGAAGGUAAUUAACAUAAAUUACUCACAAAUUACGUAAAGAAUGAAACAUCUCUGUAAUUGUUUUUGUCCCCGUGUCAUUCAUAAAAACUACAGUAACACAAGAAAAGAUUGUGUGCCAAUGUUUUGCUCUUGAAGGAGAAUUCAACAUGUGAUGGGGAAAUAACCUAAGUUAUGCAUAUACAGUGAUGGUUUUUGCCUGGUUUUAAAGCCAAAUACAGACUGCUUCCCCUAGCCAAAAAAGUGCUUUAUUUUCCAAAAUUAUGUAGGCACAGACUGUUGUAAAUUUAGGUAGUAUAUUUAGCAGUACUGGUAAGCAUAAGUGGGCGAAACUCAAUAACUGGGCAAAUUUGUUUUGAAAGGCCUAUUCCGUAUGCGUAUUGCAGAGUUAUCUUCUCUUGGGAGCAGGUAUUAAUUGU